AUGGCUCACCAACAGUGGCGCAGUCAACUGGACUACAUCGUCACACUGCUUGGGUUCAGUGUGGGGUCCGGAACAUUCAUCAAGUUCCCUUUCUACUGCAUGCGCAAUGGAGGAGGUAUUGGCGUGGGAUGUGUGGUGUGUUCGUGGAUGUUCUUCACCUACUACAACGUCCUCUUCGCCUGGAUCACGUACUACUUCUACAACUCCUUUUCCUCCCACCUGCCCUGGGAACACUGUGAUAACGCCUGGAACACCCCCGGCUGUAUCCCGGUCAACCACAGCUCAACCCUAUACAACAUCACUGGCUCGUUUCCUGACACUGCUAAUCUGACUUCCAACUCUACUCCUGGUAUGUCAGCUGCCGAAGAAUUUUGGAGGUUCCAGACAUUGAAAAUCUCCGACGGACUCCAUUCUUUGGGCGGGAUAAGAUGGCAUCUUGCAGUGUGUCUGAUCAUCACCAACAUCAUCCUAUUCCUGUGGAUAUUUCAAGGCAUCAAGGUUUCAGGCAAGCUCGUCUAUGUCACUGUGGGCGUUCCCUACAUCCUCAUCACCGUCUUCCUCAUCCGGGGCUCCCUACUUCCGGGAUCAGCGGAUGGCAUGGCUUAUUACAUCUACCCGAGGUUCGAGAAACUGCGAGACCCCAAGGUAUGGGUGGAAGCUUGCAGCUACGCUUUGUAUUCCAUGGGUGUUGCUUCCGGGUGCAUCAUCACAAUGUCUGGUCACAACAGAAUCAACAACAACUGCUUCAGGUAA
Haliotis rubra (blacklip abalone) is the source of this 753-nucleotide messenger RNA. Its product is annotated as sodium- and chloride-dependent glycine transporter 1-like. NCBI's taxonomy places the organism in Eukaryota, Metazoa, Mollusca, Gastropoda, Lepetellida, Haliotidae. The transcript is spliced from 5 exons. Gene Ontology annotation, biological process: sodium ion transmembrane transport. The record is from RefSeq and is a predicted model, not a curated record. The coding region runs from base 1 to 753 and encodes 250 amino acids. Gene Ontology annotation, cellular component: membrane.